This is a messenger RNA of Paramacrobiotus metropolitanus, 3192 nucleotides long. RefSeq names its product DNA replication licensing factor MCM2-like. Bases 304 to 2961 code for a protein of 885 amino acids. Gene Ontology annotation, molecular function: single-stranded DNA helicase activity; single-stranded DNA binding; 3'-5' DNA helicase activity. The transcript is spliced from 14 exons. Gene Ontology annotation, cellular component: nucleus; MCM complex. Gene Ontology annotation, biological process: DNA replication; mitotic DNA replication initiation; double-strand break repair via break-induced replication. The record is from RefSeq and is a predicted model, not a curated record. NCBI's taxonomy places the organism in Eukaryota, Metazoa, Tardigrada, Eutardigrada, Parachela, Macrobiotidae.
AACGCCGUAAAUGCUUGCUUUCUCUUUUGACUUACGAAGUUUUAUACUUUUAUAGAACUCGAAGCAAAACUGCUUCUAAAAUUUUGAUUUUAAUGUUUUACAGAAGUUUUACAAAUUACAAUUUAAACUUUAGAACUUUGCGGGUCUUUGCUCAUUCUUUUAUGAGUUGGUUAAUAGUGAACUGGUUGUGUCAGCGCCAUCUGACUCCGAAGCCAGAAGUGAGAAGUCACAAGUGAAUUCGGUUCCGAAAGGUUUUCUGUUUGCAAAACGCAGACUACUUAACAGUCGCUGUCAGUAUCAGACAUGGAUAACGAAGAGAGCGGUCCCCUCAACGCACUGUUGUCAGAAGAUGAGGCUUCGAACCCUCCAGCGGAAGCAGUUCCAGCACAAGACGAUGAUGCUGCAUUUGAAAAUGAAGAGGACCUUCUGGGCGGUGGUGAUGAGGAGGCCGAAGAUGAGCCAGAGGGAGAGGACCUCAUGGGCGACGAUAUGGAGAAAGACUACCGACCCAUGCCCCAUUUGGACGUCUAUGAUCCGGAGGAUUUGGAUGAAAGCGCCUAUUCCGAAAUGUCACAAGCUGCUCGGUUGGCAGCUGAGUUGGCCAUAGACCGUCGACGUUUGGACGAAGACCGUUUAGAUAUGGACGAUUCAGAAGGUACAGAGACCAGUGAGGAACUUGGGAAGAGAGAAGAUCAGUUGCAUAAGAGGUUUUCUCGCUCAAGAGCGGCCAUGCGGGAUAAAGAUGAAGAGAUCAUCGAGCCAGUGGAGAAUCUCCAAGAUAUGCGUGGGCAUUCCCUGCAGGAAUGGGUUACCCAGAUCGCACCACGUACAGAGAUUUUCAAUCGUUUCCGAAGAUUCUUGACUGAAUUCAAGGAUCCCGAUAGUAAAAACGCUUAUGUUUAUCGCGAUCGGAUUUCCCGCAUGUGCCGCCAAAAUCUGAACAGUUUCGAAAUCAAUUACGAACAUUUAGCCAAGGAUCAACCGGUGUUGGCCUUCUUUCUCCCCGAAUGUCCUGUAGAAAUUCUGGAACUUUUUAAUGCCGCGGCCACUGAAGUUGUCGUGAAGAUGUUCCCGAAUUAUGAGCGUAUCAAUCAGGAAAUCAUUGUCAGAGUUGCUGAACUUCCCGUUCAGGAAGACAUACGUAUGCUGAGGCAAAUCCAUUUGAAUUCUCUUAUCCGAACUAAUGGAGUUGUUGUUAGCAAUACCGGAAUUCUUCCCAAGUUAUUAGCUGUACUUUAUAACUGCGAGAACUGUGGAGAACAGAAUGGACCCAUUUAUAUUACUGGAUCAGAAGAAACUAAACCUAAAGUGUGCGUUCAGUGUCAGACCAAAGGUCCAUUUACUGUUAACGCAAAAGAGACCGUAUAUGAAAACUUCCAGCGGGUAAUCAUCCAGGAAAGUCCGGGUAAAGUUGCCGCUGGUAGAUUGCCGCGGUCCAAGGAAUGCAUCUUGAAGGGCGACUUGGUUGACACCGUGCGACCAGGGGACGAAAUUGAAGUUAUUGGAGUGUAUUCCAACAACUACGAUGGCUCACUCAACACGCGGAAUGGUUUUCCUGUUUUCGCUACUGUAAUUGUGGUAAACCAUAUCAAAAGAAAUGACGAGAAGACCCUCGCGCUGUCGUUAUCGGACAGCGAUAUCAAAGCCAUUCAGGCACUAUCCAAGGAUGAAUUCAUAACCGAACGGAUUUUUAACAGUAUGGCUCCAUCAAUUUUCGGCCAUGACGACAUCAAACGAGCGCUGGCUCUGGCUUUGUUUGGCGGCGUGCCGAAAAACCCCGGCGGCAAACAUAAGAUUCGUGGUGACGUUAACGUCCUUUUGUGCGGGGAUCCGGGGACAGCAAAAUCUCAAUUUUUGAAAUACGUAGAGAAGAUUGCCAAUCGGCCCGUAUUUACAACCGGGCAAGGUGCCUCUGCCGUGGGUUUGACAGCGUACGUCAAUAAAAAUCCGCAGACAAGAGAAUGGACGCUGGAAGCCGGAGCGCUGGUGCUUGCUGAUAAGGGUGUGUGUCUAAUCGAUGAGUUUGAUAAGAUGAAUGAUUCCGAUCGCGUUAGUAUCCAUGAAGCCAUGGAGCAGCAGAGUAUCUCCAUCUCUAAAGCAGGAAUUGUGACCUCUUUACAAGCGCGUUGCUCAGUUAUUGCGGCAGCCAACCCCAUCGGUGGACGAUACGAUGCUUCCAUAACGUUUGCAGAAAAUGUCAACCUGUCGGACCCAAUUCUUUCCCGUUUUGACGUGUUGUGCAUUGUCAAAGAUACGGUCGAUGCAGCAGAGGACGCUUACUUGGCCAAAUUUGUAGUGGAAAGUCAUUGCCGCAGUCAUCCAAAUAACACCGGCGAAGAGGAAAUGGAGGAAAUCGAACGAAGCACUUUGAGGGAAACACAUGCCGAACCUAUUGAGCAGGAUUUGUUGAAGAAAUACAUUACCUAUGCACGUGAAAGGAUUCAUCCAAAACUGCAUUCAGUUGAUCAGGACAAAAUCGCCAAUAUGUAUGCAGAAUUACGGCGCGAAUCAAUGAUUACCGGAAGCGUUGCCAUCACCGUACGCCAUAUUGAGUCCAUUAUCCGCCUAUCCGAAUCACAUGCUAAGAUGCACCUCCGCGAAUACGUCAAUGAAGAGGAUGUCAAUGUGGCAAUAACUGUCUGUCUUGAAUCCUUUGUGUCGGCUCAGAAAUUCACUGUUAUGAAGAACAUGCGCCGGAUUUUUGCCAAGUAUUUAUCUCAGCGUCGUGACAACAAUGAACUGCUGCUGUUUUUGCUGCGGCAACUUGUGAAUGAACAUCGCACAUAUAAACGGCUCAGUGGGCAGGAUCAGGAUAUGGCUAUUAAAGUUCCGGUUCGCGAACUAGAGGAAAAGGCAAAGAGGGUCAACAUUUUGAAUUUGGGAUCGUUUUUCAAGAGUGACGUUUUCGCCACACAUGGAUACAAAAUGGAAGCGACUACUAAAAUGAUCGCAGCACCGUGAAAACAUAACUGCUUUUUCUGGUAUUUUUCAAAAUACAUUAGAAGUAAAUUUUUGUCUUUGAAACAUGUUUUCUUCCGUAUUUCUACACACCAUUUGUCAGGUGGGUUGUUACAGUUAAGCUCUGUGUAACGGCGCUGUCUGCGCCUUUUUGGUUAAUGUGCAAAUUGACUUCCAUUGAAUGUAUUCGGUGUUGGUAGGCUUUGAAACUUGGGAACUGUUCCAUUUUUUUAA